Messenger RNA from Toxotes jaculatrix (banded archerfish), 1499 nucleotides. RefSeq names its product forkhead box L2-like (gene foxl2l). Bases 154 to 972 code for a protein of 272 amino acids. The transcript has a single exon. NCBI's taxonomy places the organism in Eukaryota, Metazoa, Chordata, Actinopteri, Toxotidae. Gene Ontology annotation, biological process: regulation of transcription by RNA polymerase II; anatomical structure morphogenesis; cell differentiation. Gene Ontology annotation, molecular function: RNA polymerase II cis-regulatory region sequence-specific DNA binding; DNA-binding transcription factor activity, RNA polymerase II-specific. The record is from RefSeq and is a predicted model, not a curated record.
CAGAGUGAGAAUCUCGGUGAGAUGAAAGUAGGCGAUAACAGCUGUGCUCUGUACCUGUGGGAGGAGUGUGUGCACUUGCGGACACAAUCAUAGAGCUGCUAUGAUUGCAGCUUUUUUUUGCCCCAACUGGACGCACAAGCGGAUACUUGAGCCAUGGAUGCAGAGGUGAAAGGCCCCGGGGACCAGGGAGCGCAGCUGCUGGACAUCAGCUCCAACUCUCCCCCUUCUGAGCCCAAAGGUGCGGAGGAACCCGGUCAGCUGGAGAAGCCUCCGUAUUCCUACGUGGCUCUCAUUGCCAUGGCCAUUAAGGACAGCCACGACAAGAGACAAACCCUGAGCGGGAUUUAUAACUUCAUCAUCUCCAAGUUCCCCUACUAUGAGAAGAAUAAAAAAGGGUGGCAAAAUAGUAUUAGACACAAUUUGUCCCUCAACGAGUGCUUCGUCAAGGUGCGCAGGGAGGGCGUAGGGGACAGGAAGGGCAACUACUGGAUGCUGGACCCCGCCUUUGAGGACAUGUUUGAGAGGGGAAACUACCGGCGGCGGAGGAGGGUGAGGAGACCCUACAGACCCCCGAGCGUGCCUUACCUGACCGGGAACCCCGUGGAAUAUCCCGAGCCGCUGUACCUGCAGCCUUACGUGAGCAGCUCCUGGGGUCUGUGCCAACCCAGCUCGUCCCAGCCGACCGGAUACCCAACAACCCAGGUGAGCAGCAGCAGUGGACUCACACGCAGCUUAUCCCCCAGCGGCCCCAUGAGUUCAUACUGUCCUCCCUCCCACUUCCACCACCCUCCGUAUGGCGCUUACCACCGCCACCUGCCCGUGCUGGUCCCCCACAACGGGUGUCCCUACGGCGGAGUGACCCAGCCGAUGAGCCCUGACGGAGGCACCGUUUCGGUGCCAUGCAACUACCAGCAGUUCACCUCUUAUGCCAGGCAAGCGGAGGGACAGCUUUCUCAUCCAUUUGACCAGUAGGGUUUUGAUUUUUUUCCAACCAUGGACAGCCAGUUCAUAGACUCAAAGUUCCUCUGUUUCACCAUUUCAGUUCGGCUGUCACUCGUUUGUCAGGUUAAGUUAGGCCUAAUGGUUUGGAUGUUCGACAAGGUGUAAAUUUGUUGAAGCUGUUUUAGGCUAACUUUAUUUUUCUUACUGUCAGAACUCUUUGCAUUUUAGGAUCAGGUGUGAACUUCAGGAGGACAGUCGAUUUAUGUCAGAGGCUCAGUUUAUGCCUUAUUGUUCAACCAAAUAAACGAGGCUCAGUUUAUGCCUUAUUGUUCAUAUUCUGUUUAUUAUUUUAUUUUAUGAUUUUGAAUAGGCCUGUAGCCUACAUGUGUAGCUAUGUUAUUUAUUUCUUUUCUCUGCCUUUGUCCAAUUCUCCGAGCUGCUAUGCAACAGCUGGUGACUCUGAAGCACUGAUCAGUUUUCUUAUCGAUUAAGAAUGUUUACUUGAUGUAAAAUACAUCAUGUUUGUUAAAAUAAAAUGUUAUUUUUGCAUUUUAUGA